Messenger RNA from Haemonchus placei, 297 nucleotides. NCBI's taxonomy places the organism in Eukaryota, Metazoa, Nematoda, Chromadorea, Rhabditida, Trichostrongylidae. The record is from the annotation of a GenBank genome assembly.
AUGGUCGCACGUAUUGACGAGGGCACCUGCGCCACCGACGUCUCUGCUGCCGCAUGUUCCAAGGAACAGUUGUUUCCCAGUCUCAGAUGCAGCGUGCAGGGUCAGUCCGAUGACGACGUUCUUAAUCUUGCGACAAUGCCACGCAAUUUUCGCAAGUUUGACACAGAGGAUAAGGUCAGUAUGACGCUCGGCGAAUUCUUCAAGUCUCAGCCCCCGUCUUUCUGGGAAGAUGAGAUCGGCAAGCUGCCUGAGCGUUGUCGUCGAGCAGUGCAUAGUGAUGCUGCAUAUCUCUCAUAG